Molecule: messenger RNA, 906 nt
Organism: Eurytemora carolleeae
Lineage: Eukaryota; Metazoa; Arthropoda; Copepoda; Calanoida; Temoridae
Product: SEC14-like protein 3
Exons: 9
Coding region: 61-885 (274 amino acids)
Cellular component (GO): cytoplasm
Source: RefSeq, a predicted model, not a curated record
GAAUAUUAAAUUCUUAUAAUUUCAGACAAUUGUUCUCAAGAAAAUACAUCAAGGUAGGAAAUGAAGAAAGGGACUGUUUCCCUUGGUUCCCCUGGAGGAACCUCGUUCACCUCUUCUGCAUCAGACGAUUUUAAUUCAUCAGCUGACUUCAACUCAAUGCCUUCGUUUACCACGUCAGCUGAUUUUUUAACAUCAAGCAGUAACCCCGUAGAAAAUGGCCGAAACGGAAAUGGAAAAUCCGCAAAAGAGAAAGGAGAUGAAAAACAAUCCAAGAAACAAAUAGAAGCCGAUCAUAGCCUAAACAAUACAGAUGAUAUUAAGCUGAUUGAAGACUUGAGACUUCGUAUUAGUAGUGAGCUGAAGAAUGAAGACGAUAUUCCUCCAACAUACAUACUUUUCAGAUGGCUGAAAGCCACACAGUUCAAUGUGGAAACUGCUGCUUCUAUGUUCAUCAAAUCUCAGGAGUGGAGAAAACUGAGAGGAGUAGAUCAUAUAAUUAACUGGACUCCCCCAGAAGUUCUAAGAAAGUUCUACCCUGGUGGUUUGAGCGGAUAUGAUAAAGAUGGCUGCCCUGUUUGGAUAGUUCCACUGGGAUCAGCAGAUCUUAAAGGUCUUUUGACUUCGGUGUCGAAACAGGAUUUUAUAGACUACACAAUUAGGUUGCUGGAGGUAUCCCUGGUAUUAAUGAAGGAGAAGACUAGACAGCUGGGGAGUCCAGUCUACCAACACACCUUUAUAUUUGAUAUGGACGGAUUCUCUUUCAGGGAUGCGACCUAUGCUCCUACAAUAGAAGUGGUCCAAGCUUUGAUAUCUGUUUAUGAAGAGUUAAAGGAGAGAUAUAUCUGGAAUGUUUGUUCAAGGGAACUAAUGUACUGUAAUGUUUAGAGUUAAAGGAGAGUUAUAUCU